AAAACAGCAACAACAAAAAAACAAAAACAAAACAAAAACAAACAAAAAACAAAAAAAAAAAACAAAAAAACAAGAGAGAAGAAAGGUUCUAUUGUGAAAGAGGGAUUGGGUGUAGCAGAAGCAUUGAAGACGAAGAUGGUGUCGGUGCUGCCGUAUGCAGAUGUUGAUUCCAGUUUGAGGGCCCUUGCUGGUUCCGCCGAGGGCUUCGGCCGCCACGCCAUCGGUGGCCUCCACGGUUCUCUCUAUAUCGUCACCACCCUUUCAGACGAUGGUCCAGGGUCCCUUCGCCAGGGGUGUCGUGAAAAGGAGCCACUGUGGAUUGUUUUUGGAGUCUCCGGUACAAUUCACCUUUCGUCGUACCUGAGUGUGUCAUCUUACAAAACAAUAGAUGGCCGAGGGCAGAGGAUAAAACUAACUGGAAAGGGCUUAAGGCUGAAAGAAUGUGAGCACAUAAUUGUAUGCAACCUUGAGUUUGAGGGUGGUAGGGGUCAUGAUGUCGACGGCAUUCAGAUAAAACCAAAUUCCAGGCACAUAUGGAUAGAUCGAUGCAGCCUUCGUGAUUACGAUGAUGGGCUUAUAGACAUUACAAGACAAAGCACAGAUAUUACUGUAUCUAGAUGUUACUUUGCGCAGCAUGACAAGACCAUGCUGAUCGGAGCUGAUCCAUCCCAUGUUGGUGAUAGGUGCAUCCGGGUAACAAUUCAUCAUUGUUUCUUCGAUGGAACACGGCAAAGACAACCUCGUGUGAGAUUUGGAAAAGUUCAUCUGUACAACAACUACACCAGAAAUUGGGCUAUAUAUGCUAUUUGUGCUAGCGUCGAAUCUCAGAUAUACUCCCAGUGCAACAUAUAUGAAGCAGGAGCUAAGAAGAAGACUUUUGAAUUUUAUACCGAGAAGGCGGCAGAUAAGGAAGUGCCGAGGUCUGGAACUAUUGUAUCUGAAGGAGACAUGCUUCUGAAUGGUGCUCAACCAUGCUUACUAACACGAAACAAUGAAGAACCAAUGUUCCAUCCAAGUGAAUACUAUCCAACAUGGACAAUGGAAUCAGCUGACCACUCUCUCAGAGAGAUCCUCCAGUUGUGUUCAGGUUGGCAAUCCAUUGCUAGGCCAAAAGAUAAUCUGGUUCCCAAUUAAGGUUAAUUGCAUUUACAGGAUUACACCUUCUGGUUUGUGUCACGGUUUCGUUAAUGGUUCUUUAAUCUUUAUAGAGUCUAAUACUGCUAACAUCACUCUUGUAUACAUAAACAUGCGUUGUGCUUGACACUACUUUUCGUUAUCUGUAUCUAUCACUAUUCAAUUUUCAUUAGUGAAGACAUAAUAUAUAAGAUGAAUUUUGAGGUCAGA
Molecule: messenger RNA, 1344 nt
Organism: Arachis ipaensis
Lineage: Eukaryota; Viridiplantae; Streptophyta; Magnoliopsida; Fabales; Fabaceae
Product: Pectin lyase-like superfamily protein
Molecular function (GO): pectate lyase activity
Source: RefSeq, a predicted model, not a curated record